AUGGACGUAGCCAGGAAAAUGACAGCAGAAAAGAGAAGUUCAUGGGAGUGGUGCAUUAAAAUUGCUUUAUGGAUGAUUGUUUUGGUAUAUUGGGUUGCUGGUGGUGUGUUAAUAAUCACAGGUGUGUGUAUUCAAGUGAAACUCCAGAAUGCUUUUGUGGUACUGAAUGAAGCUGCUUCAGGAGUACCUGUGACUAUAACAGUUAUUGGUGCGCUUAUUCUCAUUCUGUCUGGCUUUGGAGCAAUUGCUUUAUUCAUAUCUAACAAAGCCAUGAUCAAAUUGUUCACAGGUUUGCUGGUGUUGUUCCUGAUCACUGAAACCCUAGUUGUUGCCACUGCCUAUGCAUGCAGAAUAAAGCUACUACAGACUGUAUCCAAAGAUUUCAUGAGGAUUCUGAACAAGUAUGAUAAGAUAGUGGUGGUCACUAAGGGGGUGGAUAAUCUCCAGGCAGAGUUUCAAUGCUGUGGUGUGGAGAACUAUUCAGACUGGAGAAACACAACCUUUGGACUGCGCUCUUCCUCUGUCCCCAAAAGCUGCUGCAAAGUGCCUGUGGAAAACUGUGUUACUCUUCUAAACAAAGAUAUGGUUGGCGUUAAUCAGGAGGGCUGUCUUCUAAAACUAAAGCUAUGGACUGAAAGAAACAUUUCUACACUUGGAGGACUUGCAGUUCUUAUAGUAAUUGGUCAGGUAAGCAUAAUAGGCUUAAAUAAAGGACUACAGUAAUAGCAUUUGGUGCUUGGUUGGAGAGACAAAUCUGUAGGCCCAGACUUUCAAAGUUAAAAACAUUUGAGAUCCUUAACACUGCUUCUCUUGUAUGGUAGCUCUAUCACGCUAUUGCUUUCAGUAGAGCUUAGAGCUAAAUGCCAUCUAACUGGAAUGAUCAAUUUCAUUUUCCUACGUGUCAGAAUUAAAUCACUUUCACCAUGUUCUGUAUUUUCUCAUCAGGUAACUGGGAUCAUGCUUUGCUAUAUUCUGCUGAAAAUAAUAAACGAAGACUAUGACAUCUGUGAAAAAGCUUAAGAAGCCAGCAUUCAUUUUGUGACUACAAAAUUGAAUUGAACUUGAAAUACAA
Molecule: messenger RNA, 1072 nt
Organism: Ahaetulla prasina
Lineage: Eukaryota; Metazoa; Chordata; Lepidosauria; Squamata; Colubridae
Product: tetraspanin-6-like
Exons: 6
Coding region: 1-723 (240 amino acids)
Cellular component (GO): membrane
Source: RefSeq, a predicted model, not a curated record